CAGUCAUUAAUGAGUCAUCAAUCACCAUUGAUUAUUUCACCUCACAUCUCUUGAAGCCAUGAAACAGAAGAAUCAAUGCUGCAACUGUCCCAAACAUUUAUUUCCGCAAGGAGGCUUCUAUAAAUUGCUUCUUAGCCCGAAAAAUCCCAAGCACAGCAGUACUCACCACUCACGCCUGCUCCUUCUUCAUCCCUCUUUGCUUUAUUCUUAUAGCAGUUUCUGGUAAAGAGUGGCAACAAAGAUGAUGCGUGACCUAAUGAAGGAUAUGUUAUCUCGGGGAAAGAAGGAGACGAAAGUGAAGGCCAAGGUGGUGCUGAUGAACAAGAAUGUGCUUGAUCUCAACGGCGUUAACGCCGCCAUUCUCGACCAAAUACAUGACUUUCUCGGCCAGAAAGUCGAGUUCCGACUCGUCAGCGCCACCGUCGGCGAUCCUAAUAACGGGAACAGAGGGGUGGUGGGGCCGCCGGCAUACCUGGCGCCGACGAAGCUUCCGGUCAUUCCAAAACUUGUCGCCGGCGAGAAAACGUAUGUGGUGAAGUUCAUGGUGGGCGAAAGCCAGGGGAUACCCGGCGCCGUCAUUGUACGGAACUGCCACCGGCAGCAGUUCUACCUCAAGUGCAUCACCAUCGAAAACUUCCCGGGAAAGGGGCGGAUCCACUUCGAUUGCAACUCCUGGGUUUACAGCUCCGAUAAAUACUCUUACGACCGCAUCUUUUUCGCCAACAACUCCUACUUGCCAAAGCGCACGCCGGAGCCGCUACGGCCGUACCGGCUGGACGAGCUGCGCAACCUUCGAGGAGAUGGUGUGAACCGUAAGCUAGAGAAAUGGGACCGCGUUUACAGCUACGACUACUAUAAUGAUCUCGGCAACCCGGACGAGAACCCGAAUUUGGCCCGGCCAGUACUCGGUGGCUCGGCCGAGUUCCCAUACCCCCGCCGCUGCAAGACCGGCCGCCCGCCGUCAAAGACUGAUCCAAAGUCGGAGAGCCGGCUUGGCAAGCUUGAUCAGUUUAAGAUCUAUGUGCCACGCGACGAGCGGUUCGGGCGCAUCAAGAUGUCCGACUUCGUAGGCCACGGCAUAAAAACAGUGGCCAAGGACCUGCUACCAAUAUUCAGGGCCGUCUUGAACUUCACGAACGAAGAGUUCGUAUCCUUUGAAGACCUGCUCAAGCUCUACGAGAGUGGCUUGCCAUUGCCUGACAUCCCUAUGCUUCGCAAGUUCUUUCAGGCCUUGCCAAUGGGGUUUUUCAAGAGCGCCCUUAUCCCCAUCAACGGCCAGUGCAGCUUCCUCAAAUUACCAAUGCCUCAAGUUAUUCAAAAUGAUAAGUGGGCAUGGAGGACCGAUGAAGAGUUUGCGAGAGAAAUGUUGGCCGGCGUUAACCCUAUCAUCAUCCAACGCCUCAAGGAAUUCCCACCAACCAGUAAGCUCGAUCCCAGGCAAUAUGGCAACCAGAAUAGCACAAUAAAACUGGACCAUAUCGAAAGGAACCUACACGGCCUUUCAGUCCAACAAGCACUUGACUGUAACAGGCUCUUUAUUCUCGACCAUCAUGACUCCAUUAUGCCAUAUCUAAGGCGCAUCAAUGCUACUGACCGUAAGGUUUAUGCCUCGCGAACGCUCCUCUUCCUUAAUGAUGAUAACACUCUAAAACCACUUUCCAUUGAGCUUAGCUUGCCGCAUCCCGGUGACGAUACACUUGGUGCAAUAAGUACUGUGUAUACCCCAGCCAUUUCUGGCGUCGAGGGUUCAGUUUGGACGCUAGCAAAAUCCUAUGUCGUCAUCAACGACUCGUGCGUUCAUCAGCUUAUUAGCCACUGGCUGCGCACUCAUGCGGUGAUUGAGCCGUUUGUGAUUGCCACAAAUCGUCAAUUAAGCUCGAUGCAUCCAAUCAACAAGCUACUCAUGCCUCACUACCGUGACACCAUGAACAUAAAUGGUUUGGCUCGACAGAGCCUCGUCAAUGCCGAUGGCCUUCUCGAGUUCAUCAUCUUUCCUUCCAGGUAUGCUCUUGAAAUGUCCUCCAUGGCUUACAAGAGCUGGAAUUUCGUCGAACAGGGACUUCCAUCCGAUCUCCUCAAGCGGGGAAUGGCGGUGGAGGACCCGUCGAGGCCGCACAAGCUCCGGCUCCUGAUCGAAGAUUACCCAUAUGCAGUAGAUGGGCUCGCCAUUUGGUCAGCGAUCGAGGCUUGGGUUUGCGAGUACUGUGCCAUCUACUACCACGAUGACUCAGCCGUGCAGUGUGAUGAGGAGCUGCAGGCUUGGUGGAAGGAGGUGCGUGAGGUCGGCCAUGGUGACAAGAAAGAUGCGCCGUGGUGGCCGGAGAUGAGGAGGGUGCCGGAGCUGGUCAACUCGUGUGCCACCAUCAUAUGGGUGGCUUCCGCCAUGCACGCCGCAGUCAACUUUGGCCAGUACCCGUACGCCGGCUACGUCCCAAACAGGCCUACAAUGAGCCGCCGGUUCAUGCCAGAGAUUGGCUCGGCUGAGUACGGCGAGCUUCAGAAGAACCCGGAGAAGGUUUUCUUGAAAACGAUCGCGUGCCAGUUGCACACCAUUGUCGGGAUUUCACUGAUCGAAGUGCUAUCGACUCACACAAGCGAUGAGGUGUAUUUGGGGCAGAGGGUGAGCGCCGAGUGGAGCAGGGAUGAACGCGCGAUCGAUGCGUGGAAUCGCUUCAGUGCCAAGCUGAAGGAGAUUGAGAAGAAGAUUGCGAGGUUGAAUAGUGAGCCUAGCCUGAAGAAUCGCAACGGGCCAGUCAAGAUGCCUUACUCCCUUCUCUCUCCUUACAGUGAGAGCGGGAUCACAGCGAAGGGCAUCCCGAAUAGUAUUUCAAUCUAAUGGCCUGAACUCUGAAGUUUGAAUUUAGAUGAUAACUUCUUUAACCUAUCUGGCUGUUUUAAAUUUGGCGAGUGUGGACGAAAAAAUUUAUUUAGUCCAUUUUUAUUUUUUCAUUUAAAAAAGUGUUAUUUUUUAUUUAUUUCGAAUUUAGAC
This is a messenger RNA of Dendrobium catenatum, 2989 nucleotides long. Its product is annotated as probable linoleate 9S-lipoxygenase 5. Gene Ontology annotation, biological process: lipid oxidation. The transcript is spliced from 8 exons. Gene Ontology annotation, molecular function: oxidoreductase activity, acting on single donors with incorporation of molecular oxygen, incorporation of two atoms of oxygen; protein binding; metal ion binding. The record is from RefSeq and is a predicted model, not a curated record. The coding region runs from base 242 to 2836 and encodes 864 amino acids. Lineage: Eukaryota; Viridiplantae; Streptophyta; Magnoliopsida; Asparagales; Orchidaceae.